UUAGUACUUUUUUAUCUCACGAAUUUUGUCCGCCUCCUCUUCAUAAUGAAUGAAGUAUGCGUAAUCUCGCAGCCGUAUCGGUGUUCUACCACAAGAGUUGCCAGAAGCGUAGCUUACGAAUCGCCUGAUCGCAUAAUUAUGAAAUACGACCGAAAUCGUACCAGUUAGCUAGGAGCGUCGCCUAAAAAUGACAUCGUGUGGAGUUACUUUGCUGUUGAUCUGCGUGAGUUUUCGCUGUAUUCUAGCACUUCCAGCGCAAAUGUUUUCUCCUGGUAUACCCAUAACUCCCACAGAGAUUCAGAACCCAGGUCAAAUCACCGGAAUUUUCGCAAACAAACCAGAUGCUAAUAUCGUAACGCGUUUUCAAUCCGAAAAACCUGCUUCAACCGUGCAAAAUAAUUUAGUUAGUCCCAACACGGUCCCAACAUACCCAAGCACUGGAAAUACCUAUAACUUUAGCGGUACCAAACCGGUGUACGCAGAUUCAAAUGGUCCAUACUAUGCAGCUCCACAGUACUACGGACAAAAACCGAGUGGAUAUAUUUAUCCAAACGGAAUGAUUCCUCAUCCUAGACCAGUUGGGCCUGUAAGUCAACUCAUUAGCAACGCCAUCGGUGGCAACACAAGUUGGAAUCGCCUUGGAUCGCCUCAGACCGUCGGUGCGUUGGCUACUUUAGGAACUCUGGGAACGAUAGGCGCACUGGGAACGUUAGGUGCCGGAGCUUUGUAAGUUACUCGGAUGAAUCUGGUGCUGAUCUAAUUAUUAGUCCACAAUGAUGAAGAUGUACAACUUUUAUUACUAAAAUAAACAGGUUCAUUGUUUAUCAGUCAUUGAAAUCUCUUAUAUUUACAUUUUUUUAUUUAUAAGUUCUGC
Messenger RNA from Malaya genurostris, 874 nucleotides. RefSeq lists its product as uncharacterized. NCBI's taxonomy places the organism in Eukaryota, Metazoa, Arthropoda, Insecta, Diptera, Culicidae. The record is from RefSeq and is a predicted model, not a curated record. The transcript has 6 exons. The coding region runs from base 188 to 730 and encodes 180 amino acids.